Chenopodium quinoa (quinoa) is the source of this 790-nucleotide messenger RNA. Its product is annotated as protein NDR1-like. NCBI's taxonomy places the organism in Eukaryota, Viridiplantae, Streptophyta, Magnoliopsida, Caryophyllales, Amaranthaceae. The transcript has a single exon. The record is from RefSeq and is a predicted model, not a curated record. The coding region runs from base 94 to 717 and encodes 207 amino acids. Gene Ontology annotation, biological process: defense response to other organism.
UUUCCUUGCAAAUAAACAUUGCAUUAUAUUUCUUCUAAACAAGAUUUAUUAAUUAAUCUUGGCAACUAUUAUCUAGCAAGACAAGUAACGGCCAUGGGUAAGGCUGGAUCACGGAUUUGUGGCGGCAUCGGCUGUAUAAUCGUACUAGCCAUAGCCGGUGUGUUAAUCUGGCUUCUUGUUAAGCAUCGUUACCCGAGUUUCUACGUUGAUCAAUUUUCCGUUUUUUCCCGCCAAGAAACUACAAACUCCCUCAAGAAUUACACAGUUCAUUAUGAUCUAAGGAUAAAAAAUAAUCGUCAUCCUAACGACAAUUUGGGAAUUUACUACGAUGCCCUCAAUGUAACGUUUUAUUACAAACAAGACGUUAAUAGCUUCCCUAUUAAAAUUGGUGAUGCUACUUUUAGCCCAUUCUACAUACGUCGGUAUAGAAGCACACACCGUGCCGGGAGUUUCGAUGCUAGAGGGGUAAAAUUGGAAAAUGGUACCGCGUCUCCGGUGAUUUUUCGGGUGGAGUUGUCAACGGCCGUGAGGUAUAGGAAACCGUUGUGGAAGGGGAAACGACACCGUAUGGUGGUAGGGGCUGACUUUAAAGUCAACGAUCAAGGUAGUUUGAUCAAUAAGGAAGUUAAACUCAAGUCAAAUGCUAAAAGGAACGGUAAAGUUCGUUUAGAGUUGAUGGGUAUUUUGGGGAUUUUGGUAUUCAUUCUUUCUUUGUAAUAAUACUCCGUUGUUUUUUUUUAUUGGCAUUUUCUCCCCUUAUUCAAUUUUUUUGUUUGUUAUAAACAAAAGA